AUGGCUGCUCCCUCCAGCUCCGGCCCGCGCGCGGUGCCGCCGGCAGACGCGUAUCAGCUGCUGCCAGAGUCGCAAAAGACAGGCCCGGCCGAAGAUGCGCUGUACGAGGCCCAGGUCAAGGAGAUUGAGGAGUGGUGGGCAUCGCCUCGCUUUGCCGGCAUUCGACGCCCGUACAGCGCCGCAGACGUCGCCUCCAAGCGCGGCAGCCAGUUCUUCAAGUAUCCGAGCUCUGUCAUGGCCACCAAGCUGUUCAACCUGAUCCGCGAGCGCGAAGCCAAGGGCGAGCCCCUCCAUACCAUGGGCGCCAUUGACCCCGUCCAGAUGACCCAGCAGGCGCCUCACCAAGAGGUCCUCUACAUCUCCGGCUGGGCCUGCUCAUCCGUCCUUACCAGCACCAACGAGGUUUCGCCUGACUUUGGCGACUACCCGUACAACACCGUCCCGAACCAGGUCCAGCGCCUGGCCAAAGCGCAGUCUAUGCAUGACCGCAAGCAGUGGGACAUGCGCCGCAAGAUGACGCCGGAACAACGGGCCAAGACGCCGUACAUUGACUAUCUCCGACCCAUCAUUGCCGACGGCGACACUGGCCACGGAGGUCUUUCGGCGGUGCUCAAGCUCGCCAAGCUGUUUGCUGAGAACGGUGCCGCAGCGGUGCACUUUGAGGACCAGCUUCACGGAGGCAAGAAGUGCGGCCACCUGGCGGGCAAGGUGCUGGUGCCCACGGGCGAGCACAUUAACCGUCUCAACGCCGCGCGCUUCCAGUGGGAUGUCAUGGGCUCGGAGAACCUCGUCAUUGCCCGUACCGACUCCGAGUCCGGCCGCCUCCUCUCGUCAGCCAUCGACGUCCGCGACCACGAGUUCAUCCUGGGCAUCGCCGACCCUUCCAUCGAGCCCCUGGCCGAAACGCUGCAGGCCAUGGAGGCCAAGGGAGCCACAGGCGCCGAGAUUGACGCCUUCGAGGCCAAGUGGGUGAAGAGCAGCCGGCUCGUGACGUUUGACGAAGCUGCCGUCGAGCACAUGCAGAAGGAGGGUGUCGCCCAGGCCAAGAUUGACGAGUACCUGUCGGCCACGGCCGCGGACCGCGACAUGGGCAUCUCCCGCCGCCGCGCGCUCGCCGCGCAGUACACCAAGACGCCCGUCUACUUUAACUGGGACGUGCCUCGCACGCGCGAGGGCUACUACCACUUCCGCGCCGGCAUGGAGGCGGCCACCAAGCGCGCGCUGGCCUUUGCCCCCUUUGCGGACCUGCUCUGGGUCGAGACGGGCGACCCCAACGUCGAGGUGGCCGCCAAGCUGGGCCGCACCGUACGGGCUGCCCACCCCGGUAAGGUGCUCGUGUACAACUUGUCGCCAUCGUUCAACUGGAUGGCGCACGGCUUCACGGACGAGACGCUCAAGUCUUUCAUCUGGGACAUUGCCAAGGAGGGCUUCACGCUGCAGCUCGUGUCGCUGGCGGGCCUGCACUCGACGGCCACCAUCACCAACGAGCUGGCCAAGAAGUUCAAGACGGACGGCAUGAAGGCGUACGUCGAGCUGGUGCAGAGGCGCGAGAAGGAGCUCGGGUGCGACGUGCUGACGCACCAGAAGUGGAGCGGAGCAAGCUACAUUGACGGCAUCCUGGGGGCUAUCCAGAGCGGCAGCUCGAGCAGCAAGAGUAUGGGAGAUGGUAACACGGAGGGGCAGUUUGACUGA
This is a messenger RNA of Trichoderma reesei QM6a, 1692 nucleotides long. RefSeq names its product methylisocitrate lyase. Gene Ontology annotation, cellular component: mitochondrial matrix. NCBI's taxonomy places the organism in Eukaryota, Fungi, Ascomycota, Sordariomycetes, Hypocreales, Hypocreaceae. The record is from RefSeq and is a predicted model, not a curated record. Gene Ontology annotation, molecular function: isocitrate lyase activity; methylisocitrate lyase activity. The transcript is spliced from 2 exons. Bases 1 to 1692 code for a protein of 563 amino acids.